Strongylocentrotus purpuratus (purple sea urchin) is the source of this 1928-nucleotide messenger RNA. RefSeq names its product superoxide dismutase [Cu-Zn] (gene sod1). NCBI's taxonomy places the organism in Eukaryota, Metazoa, Echinodermata, Echinoidea, Camarodonta, Strongylocentrotidae. The transcript has 5 exons. Gene Ontology annotation, molecular function: copper ion binding; superoxide dismutase activity. The coding region runs from base 274 to 735 and encodes 153 amino acids. Gene Ontology annotation, biological process: removal of superoxide radicals. The record is from RefSeq and is a predicted model, not a curated record.
UUUAGAGCUCUGUUGGCAUGAUAAGUUAGAGACUUAGGAGAGAGGAUUUGUGAGUUUGGCAGUGGUUUGUAUGAUUGGUGUUAUGAUUGAUUGGCAAGAGGUUAAUUAUUUUAUUAGUUUACAACACUUUGCACACGUCGCGCAAAAUUAAAAGCUAGCUAGCUUGCUCUCGUAAUAAUUUGUACCUUGUGCAACAUUGCUCUCGACAUUGACAGUAUAUCGUCAUAUUCGUCGUAUUCUCAACUUAAACUUAAUAAAGAACAUCAAUACAUCAUGUCUGUCAAAGCUGUCUGUAUGCUCGUAGGUGAGGCAGUAAAGGGGAGAAUCGAGUUCGAACAGGGAGAAGGGAGUAAUUCAGUAAGUGUGAAAGGUGAAGUGACUGGCCUUGCACCUGGUCAACAUGGCUUCCACAUCCAUCAGUUUGGAGACUACACUAAUGGUUGUGUGUCUGCAGGAGGACACUUCAAUCCCUUUGGCAAGGAACAUGGAGCACCCGAAGACGAAAUGAGACAUGUUGGUGAUCUUGGCAACAUUAUUGCAGAUGCCUCUGGUAAAGUUGAUGUGAACCUCUCCGACAAACUCCUCUCCCUCUCUGGACCACAAUCCAUCAUUGGACGUGCAGUGGUGGUGCAUGCUGAUGUGGACGACUUGGGAAAAGGUGGCCACGCGACCAGCAAGACGACUGGUAAUGCAGGAGGACGUCUUGCGUGCGGAGUCAUCGGCAUCCAGGCUUGACUAGAUACCCCUCGACUCUGAACACCACUGCUCAAACAUUCACUACUAAGUGUAAUCUUUGAUAUAUGUAUAUGUAGGACCACUUAAAUUUUGUUUGUAGACGGUGAUUAUGCAAGUUUCACUGCAAAUUGUUUUUGUACUACCAGUUAUGUAGUUAAUUCUUUGUGUUUGAAAUCAAUAUUUUCGAAGGAGUUGUCAAAAUGACCAUAGUGUAGUGCAUCGGUGAGGGGUAAAAUUUAUCAAAUGAUGUUAUAAUGGUUCAGCAUAUAUAGAGCAGAAUGCUAUAUUGAAUAAUGCAACUCCUGCACACUGGCAAUUUUUUUUUUUUUUUUUUUUUUUUUUACUUGUGUUGCUCCCAUCCAUAUAACAGCGGAUCGUGGUACAAUUGAUAUUGAUAUGAAAAGAGAUUGCGAAAGGCAAAUAUUUUAUCAACAAUCGAGCUGAAAAUGAUAUCGCUAUGAGCAAAGGUUUUGGGAAUCAUAUUUUUCAUAAUCAUUCGUAGUGGUGAAUAUGAUAUCUUUUGAGCAAAGAUUGUGGAAGCCAAAUUUGUCAGCUACAAUCCUGAUAAUUUGGCUUUCAUUCGCAAUUCACGUGUCAGAGUUGUUGGCGGGAAUAAGCCAAACUUUAAAGUUGAAGGAUUUGUUUUCCUCAAACCAUGGAAUGAUCAACCAACGACAGUUUUGUACAAACUUUUUAGAGGCAGAAGGCAUUGCUUUUUUGAUAGGAGGAUAUGAGAGAACGCACUUCAGGCCCUCACAUGACAAUACAUGUACUUUCUAGGAUUUUAAAGUUCAUUUGUAUGCAAGUACUAUAAUUGUUCAACAUAUUGAUAAUGUUGCAGAGCUAUUUGUAGUUUAAAAACAAAUGAUUAAAGUACUGUCAUGUAUAAUGAGAUUUUUCCAAAAAAGGCAAGUUAUUAAUGUAAUUUACUGCAUCUAGACUUGUGCUUUAUGGAACUUUCCUGCCACUUGCAUUGAGAUCCAUGUCAUUGUUUGCCAGAUAAAGCACCUCUUUGUCAGCUGUCUUUUCCAGAGACUUUAAAGGGAAUUUAACAAAAUUAUCUUGGCACUUUAAAAUGUUGCCUAGAUUACGAACCUAACGUAUAGAAUAUUGUGAGCCAAGCUCCGUAGCAUGUUGCACAAGAAUUAUGUUGAUAUUAAAAAUGAAUAUAGUAUUUUAAGGGAUAGAAAGCA